AUGAAGUAUCGUCGUCUUUUCGCUUGCAUCGUGCUGGGUAUCGUGACAUUCUCGCAGCAUGGGAACGCAAAUCCAAAGCCGGACUUUGCUGUACCGGCACGCAUGACCGGAGUCGCCAGCGGAAGCCUCGAUUCGACCGGAAACGUGGUACAAAACACGAACCGCAUCCUGAGUCUGCUUGACCAGUUUCAAUCGAUCACCGAAACGCUGUACGGUUUGCAAACUCCCGACCUGUACCGGUUGGCAACGGGCUUUCGGCUGGUGCUGGACAGCCUGGUAGAGUCCGGCAGCCCCAUCUUUCAGGCCCUGUCGAACGCGGCUCGUCUCUCCAGCGGUAACAUAACGACUGUUUUCGACGGGAUCCGGCGUAGCAUUAAUGCAACGAUUGCGUUGAACGAGCUGCACCAGCAGACGAUCAACGGGACGGGCCUGCUGCUCGGGACGGCGGGCGUACAAAACAUCAGCAUCGUGCUGGACCAACUGGUGCGUAAUGUGGCCAACCUGAGUGUUGCUCUGGACGAGAUCGAACCGACACUGGUAGAGAUCCAGCAGUUGUCCCGCCCCAGCCAGGCACUGGUUGACAGCAGGUACCCGCGGAACGGCAUUCGGAAGUUGAACGGUGUCCUGCUGGACUACGUCAACAUUGGGAGGUCCACGGUACCGCAAAUCAACGCCGUUGUCAAUCGUAUCCGCAUGAUGGAUGGUUUCAUCGCCCGGCUAACUUCGGUAACGAGCGGGCUGCGAAACUAUCUGAACAGUACCCUCGCCAACGUGAACGGGACCGUCCACAACGGUGUUCAGCUGCGGCUGCAGACCGCCAUCCGCACGAUUCGUACGAGCUUCAGUUCCAAUGUAAUUGGGGCUACGAGGAAACUGAAACUAUUCUUUCUCGACGAUCUGGACACCGUUCGGUUAGUGGCGCAGAACGCGAGCGAACUGCUUGUCAAUCGUCUCAGCAACGUCACCCAAUCACUGGACGAACUUGUCAACCGCACCACGGUACAGAUGGACGGACACGAAACGGAAUGGGUGUUGAACAGUACCAUCGCUACCGUCUCACAACUUGCCUGGAGAAUGGCCCUCUCCGUUACCUCAUCCGUCCCGCAGGCAGACACUUGCUAUUCGAAGUAUAACUACGAGUUCGACAAGUUGCCGCGGCUUAUCUACGGCACACUAUCGAGCUGCGGCCAGGAGGAGGUCCGCACGUUACAGAGUGUGGCUAGUGCACUCGUCGGUUUUCUUGGAGUCGUUCAGGCGCAGCUCGACUCGGAAACAAACCAAUACAACCAAUGCCUGAAUGGUGUAACUCCAAGUUCUUCCGAUGCAUUAAAGCUCCAGCGUGCCGUUUGCCUGCAGGGAGCUCAAAGACUCUCGGACAUCUGGGGCGACAAAGUGGUCGAUAAUCAACUGCAAGCGUUUGAAGGAUUAGUGCGCGAUGAGGUAUUUUACAGUGCCGAGCGACAUCGUCAGUGUGUACGAACGAGUUACCUGUUGAUGAUUUCCGAGGUAAACAAUCUGUGGAACGCAGUUGCAAAUUGUUUGAAUUAA
This is a messenger RNA of Anopheles marshallii, 1548 nucleotides long. RefSeq lists its product as uncharacterized. The transcript has a single exon. The coding region runs from base 1 to 1548 and encodes 515 amino acids. NCBI's taxonomy places the organism in Eukaryota, Metazoa, Arthropoda, Insecta, Diptera, Culicidae. The record is from RefSeq and is a predicted model, not a curated record.